CCCGGGCCAAAAAAACACAAUGGACUUGGCCUUGCUUUGCCGGAGAUGGCGAACGAUGCUGCAAACAUAAAGGAGCUUGAGGCAUGCCGAGAUAAGCUCCAAGCUUGCCGCGAUGGGUCUGGCAAGACGGACGGCAGUUGAGCUGUGCUUCUUACGCAUAUACUAUAUUUGUCAAUUCGUCUAUAAAAUCACUCGGGGGUUCAUUGAUUGGCUAUAUAGCAAAGCAACUGUUCUGCAGAUUUGCUUCCAUCCAAACCAAAAGUGUUUGCGUUAGCAUGUCGUCUUGGCAGGAUGCAGCGAGUAUUGUGUCAAUCUUUCGCGCGAUGUCAAAGGUGAGCGUCAGCGUGCAGUCUCUUCGAGCCACUGGUGUUGCGAAGGAAGCCAACCAUGUUUUCUUCAGAAACAAUCCAGACAUCCAGGUGAGGGAAGCCUGCGCCAAGCUGAUUGCAUCCUGGAAGGAAAUAGGUUUGGCAAAGCGGCCAGCAACACCACCGGUUGCGGAAACUCUCCCUCCUGCGCUUGCUUCCGGAAAGGGUGAAGAGGAAGCGCCAAUGAAGCCUUCCAAGGAGAAGCGGACAGCAGAUGUGACCAAGCCGGACAAGACGGAAAAGGCGAAACGAAGCAAGAAAACAGAGGAGAAGGUUGGCGAUACACCCAACGCGGAGCUUGCUGCACAAUUUAAAGAACUGGCGAGUCACGAGUUCAAGAAGGGGGGGACGAGCAAAUUUGCAGGCAUCGCCUUCAACAAGGUGGUUGCAAUUCUGAAUGGCUUAGAACAGAAGGUAACUUCUGGAUCAUCUAUUGCGCACUUGCCCGGGAUUGGAAAGGAGACUGUGAAGAAGAUCGAUCAAUAUUUGGAGAAGGGAAUCAUAGACAAGCUCGAGAGGAUCCGCAAUGGUGAGGAAGAUUAGGUGCCAUUUCUGCCAUGAUCGUUUAGCAUUUGCAUUCCUGAUCCAACCUACACAGCAGAAGCUCUGUGGCUUACUUGUUGCAGAGCCUGAAAAGAAUUAUAGCUUGCAUCAGUCAAAGUUCUUCAUACAGUCAGUGCUGUGG
This is a messenger RNA of Durusdinium trenchii, 1053 nucleotides long. NCBI's taxonomy places the organism in Eukaryota, Dinophyceae, Suessiales, Symbiodiniaceae. The record is from the annotation of a GenBank genome assembly.